AAACAGAAUAUUUGGGUAGAUGUCUAUUGAGUGACUGACGUAUUGUGUUUCAUACAGAAUCAAAAUCUAUAUUUUUAUUUCUUAAGUUGUGUGUGCAACUGUGCAUUUAAGACGCAUGAAUUUCUGUUAUUGAUUAAACGUAUUUUGAAAAAAUAUGAAUGAUGAAAAGCAACCACUUCUUACUGGGCCCAGUACCCCCACGGAAAGUAAUGAAACACAAAUAGUUGAGUUAGUUAGUGAAUCAAAUGUGCACUCUAACGAAGAAAAACGUAAAGCUGAAUACCACCCAGCCUCAGAACGAUGUUUGGAACACCCAACGUCGAAUUUCGAUACCUUGAUCCACCUGCUGAAGGGCAACAUUGGAACAGGGAUUUUGGCUAUGCCUGAUGCAUUUAAAAAUGCUGGUCUAAUAUUUGGUGUGUUUGGCACUUUGUUAAUGGGAGCAAUAUGCACACAUUGUAUGCACAUCUUAGUGGAAUGCUCCCAUGAGCUCUGUAUCAGAAAUCAACGACCAGCACUGAGCUUUUCAGAAGUGGUAGAAGAUGCGGUAGCUUCUGGACCCGUAUUUCUUAGACCAUAUGCCAAGAAAAUGAAGAAUGUAGUGAAUGUUUUUCUGGUAAUAACACAAUUGGGGUUUUGCUGUGUUUACUUUUUGUUUGUCGCAACUAACCUACAAGACACGAUACCUCUUUCUCACAAGACGCACCUCGGUGUCUAUUGUUACUUGGCUUUAUUGUUCCCAGCAAUGUUUGUGCUAACUAUGUUGAAGAAUUUGAAGUAUUUAACCCCCGUUUCAUUGAUCGCUGCUAUCAUGACAGCUUGGGGGCUUGUUAUAACAUUUUACUACAUAUUGCAAGACUUGCCGCGCACAAGUACGGUGAAAUCGUUCGCAAGUUGGCGCCAGCUACCUUUAUACUUCGGCACCGCAAUUUAUGCAUUUGAAGGAAUUGGUGUGGUGCUUCCCUUAGAGAAUAACAUGAAAACACCUGAAGACUUUGGUGGUUGGGCUGGUGUACUCAAUACUGGCAUGGUGAUCGUAGCAGCUUUGUAUACGGCUAUUGGUUUUUUCGGCUACUUAAAAUAUGGGAACCACGUUCGCGGAAGCAUUACUCUCAACUUACCAGACGACUUACUAGCGCAGAGUGUCCGUACUAUGAUGGCGGCAGCUAUCUUCCUAUCGUAUGGCCUUCAAUUUUAUGUGCCAAUGAACAUUGUUUGGCCUUACGUUAAGUCUAAAUUAACCUCGGAAACGGCGCUGAAAUACGGAGAAACAUUUACGAGGUUAAUUAUGGUUACCAUAACAUUUACGGCGGCCGCUCUCAUACCCAACUUGAGCGGUAUUAUAUCGCUAGUCGGCGCGUUCAGCAGCUCAGCACUCGCGCUCAUAUUCCCACCGGCAAUAGAGAUUAUCACCUUCUGGCCUGACAAGUUGGGCAAACACUACUGGAAACUUUGGAAAGACGUUCUCAUCAUCAUAUUCGGUUUCACUGGAUUCGUGUUCGGUACUUACGCUAGCAUAGAAGACAUAUUGAACCGCCAAAAUAUAUAAAUAUUUUUGACACAAGGGUUAUUUUAACCAAAGAUUAUAUUAAUAAUAAUAAUUUAUUAUGUAUGACAAACAUGACAAUAAUUGUAUGUAGCUAUUAUUUAGAUCUGUUUUGCUUUAUAAAUAUUGUUUUACUUUAGCUUAUAGGAUGACAAAAAAUUAAAGCUGUUAAAAGUGUAUUUUUAAGAACCUUCUAGUAUUAAAAUGGAAUUAUAGUUCUUGCCAAUAAGAUAAUGAAACAAAUAAUCAAAAUUUGUAAAGAUAUACGCUUUACUCAAUUUGAUUGUAUUAAAAGUGAAAAUUUGCAUUCCUUGUUAGAAAUACAUUAAAUGUACCUGUUGGUAUUUUUACUUGUGAUUAUACCUAUUAUGUGAUUUUUUUUUUAUAUUUAAUUAUUUUAUAGCUUUUAUAUUUGAUGAGUUAUAUUUAACAUUGUGACAAGAACUUAUUAAUACAUAUAUUACUGUUGUAGUCGUUUUAUGUGAGACAUGAAACAUUUUAUUUAAACGAAAUCAAAUCUAAAUAUUUUUCUAGUACCUAUAUUGUAUAACAAAUAUUUAAUUCACGUAUUAUUAUUCAAUGUAAUAAUAAUAUCGCUGCCUACGUUAUCAAAAAUAUCUACAGUACCUUUGUUGUUAUUAAGGCUAAACGUUUCGCAAAGACAGCACUGUUUCGAUAUAUAGCGUUACUUCUGAAUAUAAUUUUUUUUUCAUAUAUUUAUUUUUAUUUAGUAAAAAGAGAUCGCGAAAUUGCAGAUACGUGAUUUUUAAGUUGAACUAUAAAUGACUGGACUAAAACAGGCAUUUUGCUAUCACGGAAAAAUGCAUGGUUCUUUUUACAAUCCAAAAUCCACGCGAACUAUAAUGUUACGGACAACAAGUAAAGUAAGAAUAUUCAAAAGUAAUGCCAUUAAUCGACGCAAUGUGUACUAGCAAGCAAAGCGAAACAUUCCCCUUUACAAACUUUAAAUGUGUAUAAUUUGUCUAGAAACUGUACCACACGAAGUUUCAUAGUUCUGCAGCGGUAACAUGACAACAGCAUACCGAGGGCGAAGCGAUAAUUGAAUCAAUAGAUUUGGUUUAUUUAUCACGUAGCCAAUAAGAUUAGUUCAUUUGUCGCAACGUACGCGAUAUGCGAGCAGCGUGUUACGGGGGCAGGCUUAAACCUAUAAGUAAUAUAAUAAUUCCGUAUAGUAUGACAACACUAAUAAUAUGACAAUUUUAUUCAAUUCACUGAUGUUAGGGCUUAUUAACUAAAAGGUACCUAUGUUAUUUAAAUUUAAGGUAUUCUCGGAUUCUUUUUUUAAAAUCUAAUCAGUUAGCGAUAAAGUGAAGUUAAUAUUUGUGAUUAAUAAAAUAAAUAUAAUUAUUAUUACAAUUCAUAUUCUUAAAAUAUAUUGUUAACUAUAUGACUAUAAUAUUUUAUAGCUUUAUCGCAAAAAAAAGCCCUCAUUAUAAAUUAAGAUCUAAACAAAUUAUUACUUUAGAAAAAUUAUACUCGUUUUGCCUGAGUGCUUUAUGCAGCUUGUAUUUGUGUACUUACACUGAAAGAAAAAAUAUAGUUCAAUGAAGUGAAACUA
Messenger RNA from Pectinophora gossypiella (pink bollworm), 3125 nucleotides. Its product is annotated as proton-coupled amino acid transporter-like protein pathetic. The transcript is spliced from 6 exons. Gene Ontology annotation, biological process: amino acid transmembrane transport. Lineage: Eukaryota; Metazoa; Arthropoda; Insecta; Lepidoptera; Gelechiidae. Gene Ontology annotation, molecular function: amino acid transmembrane transporter activity. Gene Ontology annotation, cellular component: vacuolar membrane. The record is from RefSeq and is a predicted model, not a curated record. Bases 155 to 1549 code for a protein of 464 amino acids.